Molecule: messenger RNA, 1446 nt
Organism: Nomascus leucogenys (northern white-cheeked gibbon)
Lineage: Eukaryota; Metazoa; Chordata; Mammalia; Primates; Hylobatidae
Gene: AQP8
Product: aquaporin 8
Exons: 5
Coding region: 237-1004 (255 amino acids)
Biological process (GO): transmembrane transport; water transport
Cellular component (GO): plasma membrane
Molecular function (GO): water channel activity
Source: RefSeq, a predicted model, not a curated record
AUAAGAGUGUCUUGCACGGCAGGUGCAGGUUUCCCAGCAGCUCAGGCAAGAGCCCGAUGUUUGUGCCGUCUGAUCCUGAUGUCUGGAGAGGUGAGCCCUCUGUCGGCAUCUUCCUUUCCAGGCUGGCAGAGCAAGAGGGGCUGUGAAUUAAUUCAUGGUUGGGGGUCGGGACCUUCUAUAUCUGGACUUGCCUCCCACCCGUGUCCUCUGUCCCUUUUUCCCUACGGCAGAUAGCCAUGUGUGAGCCUGAAUUUGGCAAUGACAAGGCCAGGGAGCCAAGCGUGGGUGGCAGGUGGCGAGUGUCCUGGUACGAACGGUUUGUGCAGCCAUGCCUGGUCGAACUGCUGGGCUCUGCUCUCUUCAUCUUCAUCGGGUGCCUGUCGGUCAUUGAGAAUGGGACGGACACUGGGCUGCUGCAGCCGGCCCUGGCCCACGGGCUGGCUUUGGGGCUCAUGAUUGCCACGCUGGGGAAUAUCAGUGGUGGACACUUCAACCCUGCAGUGUCCCUGGCAGCCAUGCUGAUCGGAGGCCUCAACCUGGUGAUGCUCCUUCCAUACUGGGUCUCACAGCUGCUCGGGGGGCUGCUCGGGGCUGCCUUGGCCAAGGCGGUGAGUCCCGAGGAGAGGUUCUGGAAUGCAUCUGGGGCGGCCUUUGUGACAGUCCAGGAGCAGGGGCAGGUGGCAGGGGCGUUGGUGGCAGAGAUCAUCCUGACGAUGCUGCUGGCCCUGGCCGUAUGCAUGGGUGCCAUCAAUGAGAAGACAAAGGGCCCUCUGGCCCCGUUCUCCAUCGGCUUUGCAGUCGCCGUGGAUAUCCUGGCCGGGGGCACUGUGUCUGGAGGCUGCAUGAAUCCCGCCCGUGCUUUUGGACCUGCGGUGGUGGCCAACCACUGGGACUUCCACUGGAUCUACUGGCUGGGCCCACUCCUGGCUGGCCUGCUUGUUGGACUGCUCAUUAGGUGCUUCAUUGGAGAUGGGAAGACCCGCCUCAUCCUGAAGGCUCGGUGAAGCCGAACUCGUGGGAUUCCUGCUGCUCCAGGUGUCCUCAGCUCACCUGUCCCAGACUGACAGGAGAGUUCCUGCAUUUCCUGCCAGAGCAGAGGCCGGAGUAGCCACCCCCUGCUUCCACUGCCUGGGCCUGCUUUCUCAGACUGCUGAGGCGGCUCUGGGUUCUUGGAAUUCCUUUGUGCUCAUCAGAGACCCCAGCCUGGGGGACACGCUGCCCGUGCUGCCCAGAGAGCAGUGCAAACACCAUAACACGAGGGUGUUUCUUGAGAGGAAGGUCCCCGAGUUGGACAAGGAGGCUGUUUCUGCACAUCAGCUCAUUUCCCGCACCCCAUUUCUUUCUUGAUUGCUUUGUUGUAGAAGGGCCUUCUGGGGCCUGGCCACUUCCUUGCUUCUCAAGCUGACAAUUCUCACUUUGCAAUAAAUAGUCCAAUAUUUCCUUCCA